AAACCACCCCACCCCACCCCACUCCACAAUUCUCCGCUUCCUCUUUAUAUAUCUGCCCCUUCUCCAUCAACCCUCUUCCACAAGAUUAUUUUUAUUAUUUUAAUUCUUUUGAGGUGAUGAUUAUUAGGGAUUUGAAGUAGCUAUUGGUGAAGAAGAAGAAGGAAUUGCAGAAAUUAAUUGAUCGAUCAUGAGUUGCAAUGGCUGUCGGGUCCUUCGAAAGGGCUGCAGCGAGACGUGUAUUUUGAGGCCGUGCUUGCAGUCGAUCGACACGGCGGAGGCGCAGGGCCACGCCACCGUCUUCGUCGCCAAAUUCUUCGGCCGCGCCGGCCUCAUGUCGUUCCUCUCCGCCGUGCCGGAGAAUCAGAGGCCUGCCGUUUUCCAGUCGCUGCUGUUCGAGGCCGCCGGACGGACGGUGAACCCAGUCAACGGCGCCGUCGGGCUUCUGUGGACCGGCAACUGGCGCGUCUGCCAGGCCGCCGUCGAGACCGUCCUCCGGGGCGGCGCGCUUAAGCCGAUCCCGGAGUUACUCGCCGGCGCGUCGGACGCGGACGCGGAAGCCGACGACGGGUCUGAGUGUACGGACAUGUUCAAGCUCCAGGACCUCCCCGGGCCCAAAUCGCUCCAAAAACGGCGGCGUUUCCCCGACGAGCCGGCUAAGGUGACGCAGCUAGCCGAUCUCGAUCUGAGCCUGAUGCCGGUCAAGAAAAGCCACCCUUUGCCCGCCGAGACGCCGCGUCUCGGCAGCCCGUCUAUGAAUUCUGAAGAAUCUCUUACCACAACUUGCCGGGAUCAGCCCGCCGGCGAAAUCAAGCUCCUAAAUUUGUUCAAUUAACUAAAUAAUUAUUCAGGUGAACAAAUCUGUAAAAAAUUAUAUAUAUAUAUGUAUAAUUCGCUACUACCAGCUUUAGCUUCUUCUUCUUCUUUCUUUUUUUUUUUUUUGAAAUUACAUUUUCCUGGAAGUGCAUUAUUCCAGGUAGUGAGGUUUUGUCAGUCAUUGGCACAAGAUUCCCCUAAUUUUUGUUCGAGAUUGAGAUUUAUGUGUAAGAACGAAACGAGGGGAAAAUGAAAGUUUUGCCAGUGAUUCUUUUUCGUUCAUUGUUCUUGAUCUUGAUCUUGAUCUCAUCGCCAUCAGAUCAUUUCUCGAUCUGUCUGUCUAAUCACUGUUGGACUUUGGAUAAUCCUAAUUUGCCCUUUGUAUUAA
This is a messenger RNA of Andrographis paniculata, 1201 nucleotides long. Its product is annotated as LOB domain-containing protein 38-like. Lineage: Eukaryota; Viridiplantae; Streptophyta; Magnoliopsida; Lamiales; Acanthaceae. Gene Ontology annotation, biological process: regulation of gene expression. The record is from RefSeq and is a predicted model, not a curated record. The transcript has 2 exons. Bases 188 to 832 code for a protein of 214 amino acids.